AUGGUGACCCUCGCACCCCCAUCUUUGAGGGGUGUUCCACCUCCCCCCUCUUGCCCUCUGUUGCUUCUGCUGCUGCUGCCGACCUCGUUGGUUUCUACGGGGUCGGCGCUGCGUCUGCCCCUAGCGGGAGACGCCGCACCGGCAAGGGCAAGGGGGGGCAAGGGCACAGGAGGGGCUGGCGGGGGCGGUGGAGGUGGUCGUGGAGGCAGUGGAGGGGGUGGGGGUGGUGGUGGGAGAGGUGGCGGGGGUGGUGGCGGCGGUGGCAGUAGUGGAGGCGGAGGAGGCGGCGGUGGUGGCGGAGGGAGCGGAGGCGGCGGAGGUGGCGGAGGCGGUAGAGGUUGCGGAGGCGGCGGAGGCGGUGGCGGCGGUGGAGCUAGUCGAGGCUCUGCGCAGAGGAGUGCGUCCGGUGGUGGUCCGCGCCAGCAGCAGCAGCGCAGUCGUGAGACCCUAUCCCCUCAACAGCUUCGUGAGUGGUACGCUGCGCGUCAGCGCGGUGGGGGUACUGGUCCCUGCACUUACGUCCUCCGUACCGGCGACCGCGCUGGUGAGCAGUGCGGGGGCCCGCACUCCACUCAGCGCUGCUUCGGCCGCCUGACGGACGCUUGGCUUCACCAGUUCCCUGAGGCCUCGGAGAUCCCUCGCUGGGGAGAUCUGUCUAGGGCGGGGGUUGCCAUCUUUGAUCUUGACUAUGAUGCUAUUCUUGCUGCCAUGUAUGUUGUGUCUACUAGUGAGGAGGGUGACUGUUACCUGUGUGUUCCGCCUGACCCGGGCAUUGAGGCUGCUGCUCUAGAUGCUGGUGAGGCUGCUGCUCUAGGUGCUAGUGCGUCUGCUGCCCCAGGUUCUGGGGAGUCUGCUCUCUCAGGUACUACGUCGGCUCAGGCCUUACACACCUUCACCCUUGACUCAGGUGCUUCCCGCUCCUUCUUUCGAGACCGCACCACGCUUACGCCGCUUAGUCGGCCAGAUGCAGUCUCCCUUGCCGACCCCUCUAGGGGUCCUGUCCUUGCUAGCUUCUCCACUGUCUUACCGUGCCCGGCAGCCCCCUCUGGCACCCUGUCAGGUCUCUACCUCCCCUCGUUCUCUACGAACUUGGUGAGUGGAGCUGAUCUGCAGGAUAGGGGGGUUGACCAGUUCACUCCUGCGAGUCAGCGGGUGACCCACUGCACGUGUGCUCAGACAGGCCGACACUUGGCCACGUUUACCCGUCGGCCGGGGUCGAGCAAGUACACACUGACUACUGAGCCUCCUCCGGAUACUGAGUCUGGUCAGGUAGCUGCGUCGAGUCAGGUGUUUGCUCCAGCGUCCAGGUCUGGUCCUGAGUUUGCUCCUUGCUCGUGUCGUCUCCUGUCCCACGAGACUCUCCUCUGGCACCACCGCCUUGGUCACCCCUCCCUGCCUCGUCUCCGAGGCAUGGCCUCCCGAGUCCUUGUCUCUGGUCUCCACCGGUCUCUCCCUCCCCUACCUCCGAGGCCUGCCCCUACCUGCGUCCCCUUUGGCCCCGCCCGCGUCCGUGGCCAGGGGCACGAGCGUUACUUCCUGUUGGUGGUUGACGACUACUCGCGUUACACCACAGUCUUCCCCUUACGCAGCAUGGGUGACGUCACUGAGGUGUUGAUCGACUGGAUCCGCGCAGCUCGUCUCCAGCUCAGAGAGAGUUUUGGCUCGGACUUUCCUGUUCUGCGUCUGCACUCUGAUAGAGGCGGGGAGUUUUCCUCUGCCCAACUGGGAGCCUUCUGUUGUGCACAGGGCAUCCGCCAGACCUUCACGCUUCCGGCCUCUCCAUAG
Messenger RNA from Closterium sp. NIES-65, 1785 nucleotides. The record is from the annotation of a GenBank genome assembly. NCBI's taxonomy places the organism in Eukaryota, Viridiplantae, Streptophyta, Zygnematophyceae, Desmidiales, Closteriaceae.